Molecule: messenger RNA, 1972 nt
Organism: Homalodisca vitripennis (glassy-winged sharpshooter)
Lineage: Eukaryota; Metazoa; Arthropoda; Insecta; Hemiptera; Cicadellidae
Gene: ClC-c
Product: H(+)/Cl(-) exchange transporter 3
Exons: 12
Coding region: 152-1957 (601 amino acids)
Biological process (GO): chloride transport; transmembrane transport
Cellular component (GO): Golgi apparatus; early endosome; synaptic vesicle
Molecular function (GO): voltage-gated chloride channel activity
Source: RefSeq, a predicted model, not a curated record
CUAUGGAGUUAUGGAGAGUGGUAACAGAUUUGUAUGAGGCUCAUUAGAUGUAAAUACUUGGGCAUGCAAUUUAGUAAAAGGCUCACCAAUUUAACAUGCUACCUGCUGUCAAGUGAUUUUCUUAAUCUAAGAGAGUUAUCGAGCGUGAAACAUGGAAAAACGACCGCUGAAAGGAAGUGUUUCUUCAAUUCCUAUGAGCGUUCCUGCUUCCUACCAGUCAGUUAUUGACAAACCAAACUUGGUUGUAUUUUAUGGACCGCAGGCCUUAAAACAACGUACUCAGGUUGCCAACGGAGAGAAGCAUCGACACUGCUCAAGCUCAGACGACGACAUGAUUGACAUCACCACGGGCAUGGCUAACCCCAACUUUCAGGAUGAGUUGACAUCAUCUCAAUACACAGAUGAUAUCCCGGGGAUUGGUCAGUAUGAGGACUUCCACACGAUAGACUGGCAGCGGGAUAUAGCACGGGACCGCAUGCGUCACCGUUACAUUGUCAAGCGCAAACAGAACUCUGUGUUUGACCUGGUGCGUGGGGCCCAUGACGCUUGGUCAGGCUGGCUGUGUGUACUGCUGGUGGGGCUAGUGACAGGCUGUGUAGCCGGUGUCAUCGACAUAGGGGCCUCCUGGAUGUCUGAUCUCAAGUACGGAUUGUGUCCUCAGGCCUUUUGGCUCAACGAGGAGCAGUGUUGUUGGUCUUCCAAUGAGACAAGUUAUGGUGACAAGGGCAACUGUUCCCAGUGGAUGACGUGGUCCGAGUUGAUAGCUGAUGCCAAGACUGGAGCUGGUGCUUACAUUAUCCAGUUCAUCUUCUACGUCAUGUGGGCUCUUCUGUUCGCCUUACUUGCCGCCUCUCUCGUCAGGAUGUUUGCCCCUUAUGCUUGUGGUUCUGGUAUUCCUGAGAUAAAAACAAUAUUGAGUGGUUUCAUCAUCAGAGGUUACUUGGGAAAAUGGACACUGAUAAUCAAGUCUGUUGGCAUCAUGUUGGCUGUGUCUGCAGGUCUCAGUUUGGGCAAGGAGGGGCCAAUGGUUCACAUAGCAUGUUGUAUAGGUAAUAUUUUAUCUUAUUUAUUCCCGAAAUAUGGAAAAAAUGAAGCUAAAAAGAGAGAAAUACUAUCAGCAGCUGCAGCAGCCGGUGUUUCGGUAGCUUUCGGAGCUCCAAUUGGUGGAGUACUCUUCAGCUUGGAGGAAGUCAGUUACUACUUUCCUCUGAAGACCUUAUGGCGCUCAUUUUUCUGUGCUUUGGUGGCUGCGUUUGUGCUUCGAUCCAUAAAUCCUUUUGGAAACGAGCACUCUGUCCUCUUCUACGUAGAAUACAACAAACCUUUUAUGUUUUUUGAGCUAGUUCCAUUCGUGGGACUUGGAAUCAUCGGAGGAGUGAUCGCCACAAUAUUCAUCAAGGCCAACCUGUACUGGUGCCGCUAUCGCAAAGUCUCACGACUCGGCCAAUAUCCAGUUACUGAAGUUCUAGUCGUCACGGCAAUCACUGCAGUAGUCGGUUACCUUAACCGCUUCACUCGUAUGAGUACAAGUCAGCUCAUUUUCCUACUCUUCAGUCAGUGUGGUGUCUCUGACUCCUAUGGUCUAUGUGACUACGUGUACACCCGUAAUAAUGUAACCAGAGUAGUGGAAGAGUCGUCAUCGGGUCCAGGAGUCUACCAAGCAGUCAUCCUCCUCAUACUGGCCCUCAUCUUCAAACUAGUCACCACAAUAUUCACAUUCGGCAUGAAGGUGCCAUGUGGGCUGUUCAUCCCAAGUUUAUGUCUUGGAGGCAUCGUUGGCAGAAUUGUAGGCAUCUGUGUGCAGCGACUAGCUUUGGAGUACCCUCAUAUUUGGGUGUUUGGGGGCGAAUGUGCUAGUGGUGACGACUGCAUCACUCCUGGCCUCUACGCCAUGGUGGGUGCGGCUGCCGUGCUUGGUGGUGUCACAAGGAUGACAGGUAUCAUACAGCAGCUUUAGUAAACUUUAAGAGUU